Caenorhabditis remanei is the source of this 2547-nucleotide messenger RNA. RefSeq lists its product as uncharacterized. Gene Ontology annotation, biological process: regulation of microtubule depolymerization; microtubule cytoskeleton organization; dendrite development. The coding region runs from base 1 to 2547 and encodes 848 amino acids. Gene Ontology annotation, molecular function: microtubule binding; actin binding. Lineage: Eukaryota; Metazoa; Nematoda; Chromadorea; Rhabditida; Rhabditidae. The transcript is spliced from 6 exons. The record is from RefSeq and is a predicted model, not a curated record. Gene Ontology annotation, cellular component: microtubule associated complex; cytosol; microtubule.
AUGACCGAGGAACGCGGCAAAUCCUCAAAGCCACGAACGACCUCAUCUGCAUACAUCUUGGGAGGCUCAUCGAGCACGGCAACACUCUUUGAUUUCGAUGGUGUCUACAUUCUCGAUGGUGGGCAACCUGAAAAAACACCAGGAUUUCUCAUGACUGUUAAAACUGUCAGUGCAGUGAUUCUCUCGGCACCAACUCGCAAUAGCUUAGGAGCUACUGCAUCGUUGUUAGACCAGGGAAAAGUUGUCCCUGUAUUCAUGAACACGAAGCCACUGAAAACAGCAAAGCCUGACAGUAGCGCAGAAAUUGUCAAGACCAUCCAGGAUGCUAAUUCGAAACUUAUUUGUGACACUCCGCUGCUCUUCGACCCGAAAUAUCCUGCCAUUGUUCUAUGUCAAUCAGGUGUGGUUGGAAUCCUCUCAUUGUAUAUUCUAGCAGGAGAUACAAAGGAUGGAGAAGUCAUCACCAAAGCGUUAGCAUCUGGGAACGAAGCCGAGGUGGAACGAGCAGCCGCGAAUCAUGGAACGAUCGGGGUCUUGUUGUGGAGACCAGCGAGCGCUGAUAGUUCUGUGAUCCGAGUCCUGAUUUCGGGAACUUCUACCGUAAGCAGAAUUCAACAAUCUCUCGACAAAGCAGCCAAGUAUCUUCCAUUCCUCAACGCAGCAACAGUGAAAUCUAAAGAUGCUCUGAAAGUUACCUCCGUUCCAACGAUUUCAAGACCCAUUGUGUCGUCAGUCGGGAAAUUGGCAACUGGACGGCCAACAGCAAGAGCCAUGACAUCAGGACCGUCUUCUCGUCCAACUAGCACUGCUAGUUCUUCGAGAGAGCCGUCUUAUCGAGCACCCACCACCACCAGACCUGUUCGUCCAAUAAAAAAACUUCCACAAAAUCCUGUGCCACCCAAAACGACUCAGGCAUCUGCUCCGGCUCCAGCAAGAUCACAAGCGAGAGGAUCGGCUCCACCGAAGCCACUCAUCUCUGUCAAUAGUACAAAAUCAGCUACCACAUCGAGAGCUGCAGGACGUACCACUGAGCCUCCCGGUCAGAAUAAAAAAUUGGUGAAGACUCGCGAAGCACCUCUUUCAAAGCCAAUGCAAAAGACUGCGUCAUCGAAACCGACUGUUCCAGUUCCGAUUUCAGAGCCAACAGAAGCAACGGAAUUAGCGGUAACAGGAAUAACCGCCUCCGUUCCACAGUCACAAAACUCUACAAUUGAGCUGGGCGAUUCAACAUACUGUGAAUCGAAUAAAUCAACUCAGAGUCACGGUUUGAUGUUUUCGGAUAUUUCAUCUGAAACUCCUGUGGACAGCGCGAUGAAACUAAUGGGUCACGACUCGGUUACACCAACACAUCAUGAGGGGAGAAAAGAAUCUUCUAAAACUAAAAAUGAUGUUCCAAGGAAUUCUGGAUUAGAAGAACAAGGCAGAGACAAAAUCGUGGUAACUCCGAAAGUUUCGCUUCACGAAACGGACUGCAGCACUGAUCUUCUGCUUGACUACACUCCACAAACUGUGGACGCUCUCAAAGCACCCGAACGUGGUCAUUCGAAUCUGGGCGGAGCUCUUGAUGAAUCAGAAAUCAGUCUACAGGAAAACAUCCUAACCUCUACACAUAAUUUGGAGUCUCGAAUUCCACCAAACCCACAGGAAGAGGUGAACAAACAGUCGGAGAUCUGUAAUGAAAUUAACAGAACAGCAGAGACGUCAUCAGGAAAUACCACUGUUGUCGGAGACAUCACACGGAUUUCAGGAGAACUUCAAAAAUUAGGUCUCAAUGAGAAGACUGAAGAGUACAUUUCACAACUGAGUUCUCAAAUGGUAGAGGAUGCCACGUUGCCGUUCACCAAUGCAUUAGCCAACACAAUUGCUACUUCUAAUGGAUUCACCGCCCCACAACAAUUCGCCGGCCAAACAACAAACCCGAUUCCAUCAAACGGUGCACCGAAAGAGGUCCCACGAACCGACUUGAUGCAAUCAAGGGCUAGCGUUGUUGAGAGUGAUGGAACAACCGUUGACUACGAGAAAACCGAUCCAGCUUUGGAUGAUGUUCUGAAUGCAUGUAUUUCUGAGAGCGAACGGGUUGAUUCUGCUACCGUUCCGACUGCUGCAAAUUUUGAAACACUUAAUAUGCCAUCUGUUCCUGGAACCAAAAUCGCUCCGAAGCCCGUAAAGUUUGCACGUCCAUAUUACUUCGAAUUCGUGACGGCUCCUAGAAACGAGAAUAUGGUGACCCCUAUUUCUGCUGCUGGUCUUCAGGAAUUCAUGUCGAAAGUGCGAUCGAAAUAUUUGCUUCUGGCUUCGAAGGGUAUUACCGAAGAGCAGCUCCAAGGACUUCUGACCGGAAAGCAGACAUGGUGUGAAAGUGCUCAUCCCUGUACCAUAAUUCCUACGCACACAUCUUCAACUUUGCGCGAUUUCUGCGAGAAGAAUGAGUCACAUUUCCCCACUAAUCAUCUCACUGUGAAUACUUCAGUUGAUAGAAAUCGAAUGAAUGUCAACUCAAGUUUGGUAGAUUUUCAGUUUGAGGUUGCUCAUAUGUUCUUCCAGUGA